AUGACAUCUCAAUGCACAGAGAAAUCCGUGCGGGAGUAUCUACAGGACCGAGGAGGGAGGGUCCAAAUGAUGGAGCUGGUCGAUCAUUUCCUAUCGGAUUGUGCUGAGAAUGAAUCAGGGGAGAGACGCGAGAUGGUCAGACGCAUCGUGGACUCAGUGGGCUCUGUAAUAGUGGAAAAUGGGGAGAAAAUGGUGUGUUUAAACAACGAAAACAACGACAAAGAUGUGGUGCGUUCAGGCACGGAUGCGCACGGCCAGCCUCAUUCAGAAUGCAAUGGGAAUAUUCAUUUUGUCAAUGGCAACCCUGACAACAGGCAGCAAACAGAGGCUUCCAGUCCACCCGCUGAUACGCUUGACAACCACAAAGAGUCCAAUGGCAACAAGCAGCCAGCACCAGCACCAGUGCCCCAGACCCACAAGGAGGCGACCCUUACCUGUGGGGGCGGGACAGCGGAGGUGAGGCUGCGGGAGCGGAGGAGGCGGGAGUCGGCUCCAGUGAUCGGGGCCUUGGAACUGGAGCAGGUGCAUGCCGCCGGAGCCCACAGUCAGCAGCUGAGGGCCCUGCGCCGUGUGUCUAAAGGCUCCCAGCGCGCCAUCCUCACCAGCUGUUUAUCCGAGGACAACAGCCUGGAGGGACUGGAGACCAUCGGGGACAUACACACGCCGAAAGGGAGCCGCAGGAACUUCAUCGAGCUCAUGAUGAACAGCUCCCCUCAGGUGCGCAGGUCUCUGAUAAACCGCGGCUCUCGUCUUCGUGACUCGAUCCGCAGUGAAGGCGACUCCACGUCCAUCCUCUCCUCCAACACAGAUGAAGACUGCACCUCCGUGGCCCUGGACCCCAUGGAGCACGAGUGGAUGCUGUGUGCGUCCGACGGCCUGUGGGAGAGCCUCCAGCCGCUGCUCACGGUGGAGCCCAGUUUAGUGGCCAAGAAAGACUUUGUGACCGGGUUUACGUGUCUGCACUGGGCGGCCAAGCAGGGCAAGGAUGAGCUGAUAUCGCAGCUGCUGAACUUUGCUAAAGCUAACGGUGUGUCUGUGAAUGUGAACGUGAGAUCCAGCGCUGGAUACACGCCUCUGCACCUGGCGGCCAUGCACGGGCACAUACAGGUUGUGCGUGUGUUGCUGUCGGACUGGGAGGCGGACCUUGAAGCCCGGGACUACAGCGGGAGGCGGGCCCUCCAGUACCUCGCUCCUCCUUUGGUGGCAGGUCUACAAGAGGAGGGCGUGGUCUCUUCACCUGACAGCGAAUCCAACGAAAACUCCACUGCCGAAACCACAGGGGGGCGCUGGCGAUUUCCCAAAGUGCUUCAGGGCAGCCUCAACCCGCUGCGCCUCCUGAACCCACCAGCAGAGGCAGCAGAGGACAGGAAGAGUAAAGGAGGGGUACAGAGGAAGUCCUCUUUGAGCCGCCUGAACGCUCGCCUGCAUAGGGGGCGCCACAGAGCACAGAUCAUACACAGCACCUCCUUCAGGGACUCUGGAGAUGUGGCUACAGACAAAGAACUGCCAAAAAGUCCAAUGCGACCUCGGCCACUCUCAAAUCUGUUUGGGUAA
Knipowitschia caucasica is the source of this 1554-nucleotide messenger RNA. NCBI's taxonomy places the organism in Eukaryota, Metazoa, Chordata, Actinopteri, Gobiiformes, Gobiidae. The record is from the annotation of a GenBank genome assembly.